UCGCGCCCUCCGUAUCGCUCGUUACCGUCGCUCAUUACCUACGCCUAUGAUUCCUUAAUUCGUCAAGCUUUUCAGACUAGCCCGAGGACCUCGAGACGCUACUUCUGGCCUACAUCAGCGCUGUAGUUGUCACGAUGCCGUCUUUCCUCAGAAACCUUGGUAGAAAGAGCAGCCGCAUGUCCAAGAGCGGCGACCGGCCAACAACCAGUGCAGAGGGUCAGAAUGCCAAUGGUAUAAACCGCCGUGUUUCCGCCUCUACUCUAGACUCGUCCCAAGUCGGCUCGUCGACGCCUUCUACCACCCCAGCCACCUCUACCACAGACGAAAUCAACACCCAAACCAAAGACCUUACCAAUGGCCCCACGCCUGCGCCUGCGCGACCUCAGCGACCGACUGUCGACCCCGUAAAACGCUACAGCAUCAAUGGCUUAGCAUCGCCAACCUCGAACGGCUCCAACAGCUCGUUCAAUAGAUCUUCGCUACUCGCGCCGCGCGUCUUGUCUGUCUCGGAUAACUCAUGGGUACACCAACAGGUACUGCUGAUAUUUGGUCAGGUUGGGGAGACACAGAGCAAACCGUUGGACGGCACACUCACGGUUAAUCACCAUCAGGGCCGCUUCCCAUCUACUUGCUGGCCAGUACACGAUUCCCACUUCAAGGCCUUGGUGCAUCUUGAGCCUGGCUGGAACAGGAUCCGACUUGACUUUGCCUCGCCCAAGGUCUCUACGCCAAACACCUCCGUACCUGCUCAUGCCUCCUUCAUCAACAUAAACUACCUCCCUUUGUCGCAUUCGCCGCCCUUACAACUUGCAAUCAUAUUGGGUCAUGACUCCCCAGGUACAUAUGACGCCCCACCUGAGCGUAUCCAGCGAGAGGGAAACAACCUUGACCUUGCGACCAAGAAAUUCCGCAUGGCUGCAUACCUUUGGCAGGCCUUCACUGGCGAGCAGAUGAAGCGUUAUGGAUUCGGUCGACGCUGUUUCCGUUUCGAAGACGCCUGGGAGCCUGGAACGCUAAGUUAUCAAGAUUGGGAACAGAAUCAAUACCGCACGCAGGCAAAGAUUCACGUCAUCCGCUCCAGAAAAUCUGUCGCAGAGAUACGCGAUCUGCAACGCGCCCAGCAGUACGGUCCGGGGACGAAGAAAAAUGAACUUUUCGACAUUGCCAUCGAGGCAUGCAGAGAUUACUUCCCCAUGGUACCAGGCCAAAAGCAUUACGUCUCCUGCCUGUUUCUUGACACGCAUUGGGACACGCAAGAGAAGACAGUUCGAGGACAUGCGGCUUUAGGUGGAGGAACUGGAGAUCUACAACUGGCCAUUUUCGGUUCCCACGCGCUUCACAGCUACCCAUCGAGCAUUGAAGAGGUUUUCCAGGCUUUCCAGGACUGCACCAAAACCGACACUGCAUUCGUCGCGAAUGACUGCAACGAAUCUGGAAGCAACUGGGAAGCUGCUAACAUAGGAAUUGGUGCCCAUCUCCACGAGACGGGGCAUCUCUUCGGUUGUCCUCAUCAGGAGUCGGGUGUCAUGUUACGUGACUACGUUACGUUAAACCGCACCUUCACAUGUCGAGAGCCCUACUCAACACGCACCAAGUCACCUGGUCAGCGGCUAGUCUUGCCAAACGAUGAAUGCAGAUGGCACAAAUUAGACGUACUACGUUUCCGAUUCCAUCCUUGCUUCCGCAUACCUAUCGACAACCCAAAUAUCAACGGAGAUGGCAGUGUGCAAGUGUGGACGGUUGACGUUGGCCAAGGUGGCGUCAUCGCGACCUCGAAAUCGGGCAUCGCUUGGGCUGAGCUGUACACAGAAGGAGACGAUGUCUGUCAUUACUGGAAAGAGUUUCCUGAACAAGACAACCAAUACCCACGACAGGUUACACUGGAAGAAAGCACCCUGCGUGCCUUGCUACCGAAAGAAAAACAAAAGUCACGCCUCAAGCUCGAGGUGUACUCCGCUGGUGGAGGCAAGCACGUUGUUGAAGAUUUCAGUCAGCUCUCAAACCAGAAGAAUGCACGCAUCAAGAUACCGGACGGCCGAUGGGGCUACCGUGGGGGCAAACUAGGUUACUCACAAAUGGAGGGUUCACAGCCGCAGGAAGUGAUUUUCGAUUACGUCCACAUUCAGACCAAGCUUUUACUUAGCAUCAAAGUGUACCAUGGUUCCGCCAUGGAUGGAUUGGAGUUUGUGUACGAAGAUACGGACACCCAACUCUUCGGCAAGCGAGGAGGCAGUAUGUCUGAGUUUGCACUAGAUACGCGAAAAGGAGAGCUGUUGCUGGGCUUUUCUCUGCGUGCCGGACUAUGGAUCGACGGUCUACAGAUACUAACAAGCUUGGGACGGAAGAGCGAGUGGUAUGGAAACCCGAAUGGCGGCAGCGGGCAUACGCUUAUCCCUCCCCGUGGCUACACCAUCGGUGGUCUAUCCGGUUCUUGCGCACAAUGGCUCGACGGGUUUUCGCUGAUUAUCACGCGGUGAUUGCGCUAGUGUAACUUUUCAUAUCUUGCCUGGUUCUGUUUGCGGCCAUUAUGUUACCUACAUCAGAACAGACAGUUCGGCCGUCGAGUAGCUACCACCAGACACUACAUGCUGCGUCACUAUUGUCCUGAAUGAAGUUUCUGGACAAGCUGACUUGAUUACUGGGAGCGGAGCAUCCCCUUUGGCAUGUUUGCACACCUCUAGCUGCUUUGGGCGAACAAACUUGAUUCGCAGAUUUACAAUCAUGAUACCACAGUCAUUGAGCUUGACUUUCUUUGUAACA
Alternaria alternata is the source of this 2760-nucleotide messenger RNA. RefSeq lists its product as hypothetical. The record is from RefSeq and is a predicted model, not a curated record. Bases 135 to 2477 code for a protein of 780 amino acids. The transcript is spliced from 2 exons. Gene Ontology annotation, cellular component: cytoplasm. Lineage: Eukaryota; Fungi; Ascomycota; Dothideomycetes; Pleosporales; Pleosporaceae.